This is a messenger RNA of Poecilia latipinna (sailfin molly), 5291 nucleotides long. Its product is annotated as ubiquitin-associated and SH3 domain-containing protein B-like. The record is from RefSeq and is a predicted model, not a curated record. NCBI's taxonomy places the organism in Eukaryota, Metazoa, Chordata, Actinopteri, Cyprinodontiformes, Poeciliidae. The transcript is spliced from 14 exons. Gene Ontology annotation, molecular function: protein binding. The coding region runs from base 299 to 2119 and encodes 606 amino acids.
CCUUCCUCUCUUUGCACCCUCUGUGCACGUGCUCAUGUGUCGUCCUCAGUCAGGGGCUUCUCCAUGUCUGUCUGUGUGUACAGGGUGUGUGUUCAGCGACGGCCGGGCCAUCUGUCCCAGUGCUAACUUUGCCAAAGCCACAGUGACUGGAGUGGCUCCAGCAGCCGCCGUCCUCCACCUCCCACCGUCUGCCCCUUGCAUUGGUUUCAGCGAGACACGGCAGGAAGCGGCUGCUUCGUCCCAGAACCGCUUCCUCUGCCCUCCCCUCCCUCCCACAGAGCUCCAGUAAUCCUGCCAGAUGACUGCAUUGAACCUGAAGUCUCUGGUGUCAACUGGAGGUCGGAGUGUACAGGCAGCAUGUGACUGGCUGUUCUCCCACGUGGACGACCCGUUCCUGGACGACCCGCUGCCCAGGGAGUUCGUUCUCUACCUGCGACCCAGCGGGCCGCUCCAGAACCAGCUCUCACACUUCUGGCAGCAGAGCCGGGUCACCUGCGGCAAAAACAAGGCCCACAAUAUUUUCCCACACAUCACUCUCUGUCAGUUCUUCAUGUGUGCCGACCCCAAAGUGGAAGCCCUGUGUGAGGCCCUGCAGACCACCGUGCAGCAGUGGAGGGGCCGCUUCCCCCGCCCGCUGCCUCUGGAGCUCUACACGUCGUCCAACUUCAUCGGGCUGUUUGUGGAGGAGCAGGUGGCCGACGUCCUCAGGCAAUUCGCAGCCGACUUCGCCACAGAGGCCGUCAGGAAGACAGAGGUCAAAGUGGAGCCUCACAAGAAGCAGCUCCACCUGACGCUGGCCUACAACUUCCCCAGUGAUCACCUCUCCUCACUGGAGAAGCUGGCCAAGGGCAUCGAGGUGAAGCUGGGCUGUGAUUGGCUGGCUGUCCUGUUCUCCCGGGACAUUCGUUUUGCUAACCAUGAGACGCUGAGGGUCAUGUACCCCUACAUGCCCCAGAACGACGACGAACUGGAGCUGGUUCCUGGGGAUUUUAUCUUCACGUCUUCCAUGGACCAGACCAGCACCAGCGAGGGCUGGGUCCACGGAACCUCGCUGGCCACCGGCCUGUCUGGACUUCUGCCUGAGAACUACGUGAGCCUGGCCGACGAGUCUGACACCUGGGUGUUUCACGGCUCCCAUUCCUUCUUCAGCUGUGGACCCAGUGAUAAAGCUGGUAAAGAGAAAGGAAUGUUUGACGGCCUGCUGGACGGCCGACGUCCCGACAGCACCAGUCCUGGAGACACGCCUGCUCUCAGUGUGAUCUGCCACCCUAUGCAGGUACAGGUCCUGCGGUUCAGUGGCAGCCACACUCGGCAGCCCAAACGGACGGUGUUCGUGUGCCGGCACGGUGAGAGGAUGGACGUGGUGUUUGGGAAACACUGGCUCACUCUCUGCUCGGACAGCAAAGGUAGAUACGUACGCUCCAACCUCAACAUGCCUCCCAGCCUGCCCCUGUGGGGAGGACAGAGAGACUACGACAUGGACGCCCCCAUCACUGUGUUUGGGUCCACUCAGGCCCGAUUAGUGGGCGAGGCCCUGUUGGAGAGCAACACAAUGAUAGACUUUGUGUACUGCUCUCCAUCACUGCGAUGUGUUCAGACUGCACAGAACAUUUUGAAAGGCCUGCAGCAGGACGGGAAGCUGAAGGUGCGGGUGGAGCCGGGUCUUUUCGAGUGGACAAAGUGGGUGUCGGGGAACUCCAUGCCAGCGUGGAUCCCCCCCACUGAUCUGGCUGCUGCCAACUUCAGUGUAGACACAGCUUACAGGCCUCUGAUCCCGGCCAGCAAGCUGACUGUGUCCGAGUCCUACGAGAACUACAUGAGCCGCAGCUACCAAGUCACCAAAGACAUCCUGUCAGACUGCAAAAACACAGGAAACAACGUGCUGAUCGUAGCCCACGCGUCUUCCCUGGAGGCCUGCACACGGCAGCUGCAGGGCCGCAGCCCCCAGAACGCCAAGGACUUCAUCCAAGUCGUACGAAAGAUCCCGUACCUGGGCUUCUGUGCCUGUGAGGAGCAUGGAGAGACGGGAAUGUGGCAGUUAGUGGACCCUCCUAUCCUGCCUCUGACUCACGGACCGAACCACUCCUUCGACUGGAAGGAGACUCUUCUGCAAGAAUGAUGCCUGUCUACUCCGAGUCGGUCACAGUGCUCUCCCUGUGCCCCAUCCACCUCCACUCCCCCACCAACAACCAACCAACCCAACAAAAUAACUGGAGCUCUUGUCUUCUCAGCCUGUCAGUGGCUGCUGAUUGAGCCAGCAGAAUAAAGAUGAGCAGUCCCAGCAGUGGAUUGGCAAACAUUCACACUCUGCUGGCGUUAUGUGGCGACUCAGGACACUGACAGGCUCAGGCGGUCUGACAGGGUCAGUGGGUUUCUGCUGCUCUGUGUGGAAUCUCAUGUCAGCACCGCCUUUGGAAUUUGGUCAGAUCAACAUUGCAAACUCUUUCAUGUCAUACUUCCCAUGUUGAUUUAUGCUAAAGCAUGUUAGCAGGCUAAUAUGCUAGCUUAGAACUUAAAGCUUGAACUUCAACUUCCUAGUAUGCAGUUGGAGGCUUUUUAUUUUUCCUCGCUCUCUGUUAGUCAUGCCACCCCAAUAUUUUUACCAGCCUGGGGUCUGACCACCCCAUGAGAACGGACGCCACUGGACGUAUGCAUCAACAAAAGGACCAUUGUCUUCCCUGUGUGUGUGUGUGUGUGUGUGUGUGUGUGUGUGUGUGUGUGUGUGUGUGUGUGUGUUGAAAUGCACUUUUUUCUUAUUUUAUUUCCAGUCUCAGCAGCUGAGGCUCAUCAUGGUGGGUCUGGUUGCUCGUGGCGUCAGGUCAGAUCUCUGCGAAUUGAGAAAGUUUCUCCUGUUGCAUAAUUAACUUUCUUGUCUUAAUGAAACUAAAUCAAACAACAAAGUGGACGUGUCACAACAAUUCUAAAAAAUGUGUCACCCAUGUUGAUUUUUAUGCUUGUUUUUGUUACUUUGUUUUUCAAUUCUGCAAACAUUUGAUUAGAGAUUUUUUUUUAUGUAUGCCAAAAAAACAUAAAGAGACUGGAACCCUCCUGAUGGUGUAAACAGCAGUGCUCUCCCAAACUGUUGCUACUGAUUGUUUUUGCGGCCUUCUCUGACCCGUUCAGUGUAUUUAAUAUAUAACACACACACAGAGCUUCGACAGCACAUGUUGCACUUAGUGACAAUCAUCCAGUAGCAUCUUGAUUCUGGCCCAGCAGUGAUUGUUGUCCAAAGGGUUGGAGUAGCUGUAAUCAUAUACUCAGAAAGGUCUUCCAGUUUUAUCUCUAUUUAUUUUUAAGCCUCUUUUUUAGAUAAAAAAUAAUGUGUAUAAAGAAAAAUAAUAAUUUUUAGCUGCAUGAAAGAACUUCAGGAGUGUCUCAGGUGUUGCAUUUAGCAGGUAUUUGCAGCUUUGUGUUAACUGACUGUACUGUUGUGCCUCUGAGAGUUCCUGCCUUGUCUCCGUAUGUUCUUCAUUUCUCGGCUGCAAAAGCCGGAGACACAACGAGGACGUUUGCGUAGCCACGUUGUGCUAUUAGUUCACAACAGAUUAUCAUUUUAAUUUUUUUUUUUUUUUUUUUUUUAAAAAACAUUCAGGCUGAAACUUGAAUGUAUUUUUUGUUCCGAUGCUAGAGUUUGGUUUGAGUAGACUCUGAGUCUGGAGCCUUUUCUGGGUUAUCCUCAGAUCAUGACGGGAUGCUGAUCGUGACAGAAUGUAGGAGGACAUCAAUCAGAGGAACCGUCGACUGGAAGGAGGUUCAACAUGAUCACGGAGAUGCUGCUCUUCUUUUCUGACCGUUUCAAAAGUAAAAGCAAAGAGUCACAGUUGAGCCCCGUGAAGCCGAUCAGCAAAGCAACAUUGGAAAAUAAACUGCAGAGACAAAUUAAGUUAAAACAUCUCAGGUCUGUUUCCUGUUAAAAUAACAGCACUUUCUAUUAGUUUAAAUAACACAUUUCAAUAAAUUCCAAAUGUAAUUAGCAUACUAAACUGAUUAUCCUAAAUUAAUCCAGUCUUGUAGUCUGUAUAAGUAUAUAAUUUAUUUUAUUCCUAAAUUGUUAUUACUGUUCUUUAACCUUUUACAACAUAGGGAGCUAAAACGCCGCCUUUCACUUUUUCAGGGUUUUUUUUUUUUCAUCAACUCCAGACAAAAGAGUAAUAUUUCAUUUUAGGGAUUUAAAAUAAACUCUUAAGUCAGUUCUUUCUAAGUCUUGGUAGGAUCCAAGCUCCUAAAAGAUUUCACACUCUGCCAAAAACAUGGUUUUCAUCAGAAAAUACCAUGAAGAGGUCAGAGGUCUUACUUUUGAUCUUCAGUUAGAAUCUGAAAUUCAGGAACUUCAGAGAUACUCAAUCUUGCCACAUAAAAUAAGAAAAGCUUUAGAAAUAUGUCUUUGACAUAAACAAAUUAACUACCAACAUCUCGUGUAUGAAUUAUAUGAACAUAUAUAUGAGUAUGAACCUAUAUUAAUGACCCCCAGACCAUCUUGGGAUGACAGAUAAAUUUCCAAAACUUAAGCCUGGUUCCCCAUGUUCUGUCAAAGUUAGAGAAUCUUCUUAGGUGCAGACAGAGAGUCAGCAUAAUGUACCAUGAGAUUUUGCAACGUUAUUGUUUGGUCAUUGUUGUGACAUUUGAGUAGCACUUGCUCAAAUGUUAAAAAAAUGUUAGAAUUGCCUGACUGAGCUGGAGAUCAUAAUGUGUAUGCUACAGUAUCAGAGGCAAUCUGAUCUGUGUCAUUUAAAUGUGAUGGAUCAGGGAGGUUAAAACAUAGCAACUGGUCAGUGAUAUAGCAUCGGUAAAGAUGAAAAUGUGAGAGAGCAGGAUCUGUACCCUGGCCAUUAAUAGAACCAAAAUUAAAUAUUUUUCCUUUUAGAACCAUCAACAAAUCGAUGAAGGACUACAAAUGACACCAGGGUGAUGACAAUUAUGUUUUUUCUCAAACUGGAUCCAUGGACCACUUCGCUGUUCUUUAUGUGGAACCUGAUCAUAACUGUAGAGGCUAGUUACUGCUGAUGUUUUUACCUCCACAAAAAAGGAUUCUUUACAUUUUUCAAAGCUGAUCUUGAUAAAACCACAACUUCGCAAUUACAAUGUUUCCAUCAAAUAAGAAAUGCAAUUAAAAUCAUACGUAGUCUGCUCAUGCAAUGUCUUUAAAAAACAUACAGCAUCAUGAUCCUCCUGCUACUUCCUGUCAUCUUCUUUUCAAUUCGUGCCAGUGGCAACAUCACUGUUGUGGUUUGUGUGACUCAUGCGAUGCAAAAAAAAGUGUUUCCAUUGCAGUAAACCGAUUUGGAUAUGGC